UGAUUCCAGAUGGAGUUGGCCAAUGCAACCACAGUCCAUGAAUUCAUUUUGCUGGGGUUUAAAGUUGAGCCAGAGAAAAGAUUCAUGCUUCUUGUUGUCUUCACCAUUCUCUACAUUCUCACUUUAGCUGAGAACAUCACCAUUAUCCUACUGGUGUUUGUAGAUGCCCACUUGGCCCAGAUUCCUAUGUACAUUCUGCUGAGCAACUUCUCCUGGUUGGAGAUGUGCUAUGUGUCCACCACUGUACCUCGAAUGAUCUUUGACCUGGCAUUUCCUCAUGGAAUUAUUUCCUUUCAUGCCUGUUUCCUCCAGUUCUACAUCCUAUUUUCUUUUGGCAACACUGAAUUUUUCUUCCUCUCAGCCAUGGCUUUGGAUCGGUACUUGGCCAUCUGCCACCCAUUGCAUUACCUACAGAUCAUGUCCCGAAAUUCCUGCUAUUGUCUGGUGGCUGUUUGUUGGGUCCUUGGAUUCCUCGGAUAUAUUCCCCCAGUGACUUUGAUUUCCAAGUUGUCCUUCUGUGGACCUAACAUCAUUGACCAUUUUCUUUGUGAUCCUGGUCCAAUUCUCUCCCUGGCUUGCCCUCCACUCGGAAAUGUUCCCCUUGUCUUCCAAAUUCAUGCGAAUGCAUUGUUUUUAGUCAAUGUUGCAUUUGUUGUGUUAUCAUACGGCAUUGUAAUUGUCACCCUCCUGAAAUCUUCCAACCAAGGCAGUUUUAGGAAGGCCUUCUCCACCAUAUCGAUGCACCUAAUAGUGGUGACUCUUUUUUAUGGCUCAGUAGGAGGGAUGUACUUAAUUCCAGGUGGAGAAAACCAGGCAGAGCUCACUAAGGGAAUAACAGUGUUUUAUGCCGCCAUUACACCAUUUCUCAACCCCAUGAUCUACUGUCUGAGAAACAAGCAGGUGAAAGAGGCACUGGGCAGGUUGCUGGGGAGGAAGCUGAGUUCACUGAUCACAGAAUAA
Molecule: messenger RNA, 960 nt
Organism: Elgaria multicarinata webbii
Lineage: Eukaryota; Metazoa; Chordata; Lepidosauria; Squamata; Anguidae
Product: olfactory receptor 11G2-like
Exons: 1
Coding region: 10-960 (316 amino acids)
Biological process (GO): G protein-coupled receptor signaling pathway
Cellular component (GO): membrane
Molecular function (GO): olfactory receptor activity; G protein-coupled receptor activity
Source: RefSeq, a predicted model, not a curated record